AUGGCUGGAGGUUUUCUCGCUUACCACGAGCCCGGUAUUGUCGAAAUUUUGAUCAUUAUAUCAUUUUUCUUCUUUUUAUCCCUAGCGAAAUGGCUCUUUAAUAAGGUCACUCGUGCGGGCAUUAUUGGCCAAAUCGCAGUGGGAAUUAUCUACGGGAGACCCUUGGCCAAUAUCUUGGAGUAUCCAUGGCAGCAAACAUUCCUCGCCAUCGGAUAUGUUGGUUUGAUUCUGAUCAUUUUUGAAGGUGGCCUUCAAGUGAGAUUGGAUCUAUUGAAGCAAAACUUUCUUCUCAGUAUCCUGGGAGCCGCCACAGGCGUUUGCUUCCCAAUCGGACUUUCUUAUCUUUUACUAUAUUUGGGUUUCGGAUAUGGUGCAGUUGAAACUUUCAUUAUUGGAGCCGCGCUCUCUGCAACUUCCUUGGGCACUACUUUCGCCGUAAUUGCUUCUUCCGCAAGAGAGAUAGACCUUUCUCAAACCAGAGUUGGCUCCGUCCUUGUGAGUGCCGCUGUGAUUGACGAUGUGGUGGGUCUUGUGUUAUCCAGCGUCAUUGACGACUUGGGAGAACUUUCUGGUCCAGACACCAGCCAUGCCAACCUUGGCUGGAUCAUUGGUCGGCCCAUCGUGGCCUCCGCGGCCAUGGCAAUCCUCACUCCAGUUUUUACAAAAUGGGUAUUUGCACCAAUCUUCCGGCGGUGGAUUGAGUAUAAAUUUGCGAGAUUUGACCACGUCUCCAACAUUCUCCUGAUGGUCUUGGUCUUGUCGGCCUUUAUCACUAUUGCUGCCUAUUCUGGCACUUCGGUCUUAUUUGGUGCGUUCCUCGCUGGCACCUUUCUCACAUAUCUACCGAGCAAGCACCCCGAUGGUCCGUUCGUUGUGAUGAGUCGCGAAGAGGGCGAACGGAAUGCCAACAAGAGUCCCAAGUUCAUCCAUACUUUUGAGCUGUACCUCUUGGACACUCAGCAGUAUCUCAUGGAACCGCUCUUCUUUGCCAGCAUUGGCUUUGCCAUUCCCUUCGUGGAGCUCUGGACAGGUAAACGGAUCUGGAGAGGAAUCUUGUUCACGCUGCUCAUGACAUUUGCCAAGUUUGUUGUCGGGUUGUGGAUUCCUCUUUGGAAGUUGAUGGGCCCAUCAAAUGUUUCAAACCCCCAGAAAGGUUCGAUUGAGACGGAGGGUAGAUCCAGAGCCACGACCAAGUCUCCUCAAGUCGGUAAGGCCAAAAGUGGUUAUGGCUCAGCUUCACUCGCAGGAUUACUUCUUGGCUCGGCGAUGGUCGCACGAGGCGAGAUUGGCCUAUUGAUCAUAGAAGUUGGGUAUAACGAAACCAGCUACGUAAGUCAAGAAGGCUUCAUAACCGCAGUGUGGGCCAUCCUUCUCAAUACCAUCAUCGGUCCGGUCGUCGUGGGCUACUUGGUCAAAUAUCGCGGGAAACAAGUUGGAGAGGGUGAAUGGGGACUGCAGAAACAAGAACAGCCCGAAAGGCCGAAUUCCAGCGGACUCGAUGUAUAA
This is a messenger RNA of Penicillium canariense, 1506 nucleotides long. Its product is annotated as cation:proton antiporter. Gene Ontology annotation, biological process: proton transmembrane transport. Gene Ontology annotation, cellular component: membrane. The record is from RefSeq and is a predicted model, not a curated record. Bases 1 to 1506 code for a protein of 501 amino acids. The transcript has 6 exons. Lineage: Eukaryota; Fungi; Ascomycota; Eurotiomycetes; Eurotiales; Aspergillaceae. Gene Ontology annotation, molecular function: antiporter activity.